Camarhynchus parvulus is the source of this 1392-nucleotide messenger RNA. RefSeq names its product interleukin 7 receptor (gene IL7R). The transcript is spliced from 8 exons. The coding region runs from base 4 to 1392 and encodes 462 amino acids. The record is from RefSeq and is a predicted model, not a curated record. Gene Ontology annotation, cellular component: external side of plasma membrane; membrane. Gene Ontology annotation, molecular function: cytokine receptor activity; protein binding. Gene Ontology annotation, biological process: cytokine-mediated signaling pathway; hemopoiesis; positive regulation of receptor signaling pathway via JAK-STAT. NCBI's taxonomy places the organism in Eukaryota, Metazoa, Chordata, Aves, Passeriformes, Thraupidae.
AGGAUGACACAGCCCACCACUGUGCUGAGCAUUUUCGCCAUGUUCCUCCACACGACUUUUGGGGAAAGUGGUUGCACCUCAGCAGACGGUGAUGGGACUCUCGUGGAUGAUGAACCAGACAAUUUUGACAUUGAUUGCUUCAGCCAGCUGGAAAUUAAGGACUCCUUCAGCAGCCUGACCUGCAAUUUCACCGAGCUGUCUCCUUACAACACUAGCUACACCCUGUCUCUGUGUACCAAGGAAGACAACAAUUAUGCCUGCUCCAACAUGAAGAAACAGGAAGAUGUAUUCUUCUUACAGUUCAUUGAUAUACUCUCAAACAGAGAUGUUUGCAUGUACUCUGAGACGAAGAGAAGGGUCUGCAGGAGCCUGGUUGUAACUGACAUUGUUAAGCCUGAAGUACCAUUUGCUAUAAACAUCACCUAUGAAAGGGAGGCAAAUGAAUAUCUCAUUCGUUACUGCACACCACACUCAAGGAAGAAAUACUUAAAGGACAAAUUAGUGCACCAAGUAGCCUAUCGGCAGAAAGAACAUACUUGGAAGACAAUAGAGUCACCAUACCUUCAGAUAAAAUUGCUGGGGAAAAACCUUGAAAAUGAAGCAUCGUAUGAGGUGAAAGUACGUUCUCAGCCCAAUGGAGAUUAUUUUAAGGGCACAUGGAGUGAAUGGAGCACUUCCAAGAGCUUCAAAACAGCAAGAGAGCAGCACUCCACAGAAAGCUACAGCAGUGUGGUCAUGGUUAUACUCUCCAUCCUGGGAUUCAUGCUGUCCGUUGUUAUGAUUGCACUGAUCGUAGUUUUUUGGGAAAACAGGAUCAAGCCUGCUGUAUGGCCAAACCUUCCUGACCAUAAAAAAACGCUGGAGCAACUAUGCAAGAAGCCCAAAAAUAAUUUUGAUAUAAGCUUUAACCCAGAGAGUUUUGGUUAUGUUCAUAUCCAUAAAGUGGAUGGCCUUUGGGCAAAAGCUGAACUGGAAAAUUUUCUGCAGCCAUCAACUGCUCCAGAGACAAGCCUUCCAGAAAAAUUCAGGAGUGGAUCAGACCUGAAGAUGAUCCCUGCGACGGCAGACAAAACCAGCCUAAACCUGCCGGUGUCUUACGAAGGAGUCUGGUCAGCUGAAGCCCUGCACAGGCUCCUGGGCCCCAGCCAGUUUGCAGUCACCGAGGGCAGCUGCAGCUCCAGCACCUAUGAGGUUUGCCAUGGCAACAGGGUGCCCAUGCACCACGAUGGUUUCACCCUUUCCUCCACUCGUCCCCUGGAUCCUUCGGGGCAGCCCCAUCCAGAGCCCCUGAACAACAACACCCGGUCCCAGAUGCUGCCUCACAGUGACGUGAGAUCACCAAACAAUGAGGAAGCCUACGUCACCAUGUCCAACUUCUACAAAAUCCAGUAA